Molecule: messenger RNA, 384 nt
Organism: Tripterygium wilfordii
Lineage: Eukaryota; Viridiplantae; Streptophyta; Magnoliopsida; Celastrales; Celastraceae
Product: non-specific lipid-transfer protein A-like
Exons: 2
Coding region: 1-384 (127 amino acids)
Biological process (GO): lipid transport
Cellular component (GO): membrane
Molecular function (GO): lipid binding
Source: RefSeq, a predicted model, not a curated record
AUGAAUCGCCUAGUUGUGUUCUUGGCCAUUCUUGCACUGGUUUUUGGGUUGGCCGAGGCCAAGAAGGGCAAGGGAGAUCAUACACCCUCAUGCACAACUGUGAUCAAUGACCUGCAACCCUGUUUUCUUUACUUGAUGGGUAUUGAAAAAUCCCCUGAUGAGAUUUGCUGCAAAGGAGUCAAGAAGCUAGCCAAAUACGCGAAGAAGAAGAAAGCUCGCAAGGCUAUCUGUGAGUGUGCGAAGUCCAAAGCGGCCACGUUUGGAUCGAUCGAUCUCUCUCGAGUCUCUAAGCUUCCCAAAGAAUGUGGGGGUUUAGCUAGGGAUUGUAAGUUGCGAGUUGUGAGAAACAAUGCUGUGGAGAGACGUGAUGAUGAUGAUGAAUAA